AUGGAGGAGCCGGUGGCUGCCCACCCCACCCCACUUUCGGAGAAGCAGGCCCAACCAGAAGGCAAAAGUCCUCCCAGGAUAUUUUGGCUCAUCCUCUCUGUGAUUCUGGCGUGUGUGAUUACCUGCAUCGCUGUGGCGGGGGUGCUCCGCUUCACCCAAAGCUCUUCCAAGCCUCUUUUUCAAGUGGUGCGCUUAAACUUCCAAAACCGCCCGGGGUCCCAGAUGAACCAGUCGGCCUUUGUGGACAAGUCCAGGAACACCGUUACUUAUUAUGUCACUUCCUCAAGUAACCGCACCACAGCAGUCCUGUUUGAUGGCAAGAAUGGUUAUGUUUGCUACAAGCCUGCUGAGCAAAAGAACUGUUACCUGAGAAUGAUGGACGGCCAGGACUGGGAGACCGUGCAGGUGUCUUUCGAUCUUUCCCAGCACCGGGUGGAUCAGUUGCCCCUUCCCAACGACCGGACAAGGUACUACCGCGAGUUCCUGGGAAUCGUGCCGGGGAGACCCGUCCGGCCUGAGGAAGCAGGCGAAGUCAUCCGCUCCUUGUGUGAGGAAAUGCCCAUCUACUGGGUCAAGAAGAAAGACGGCCCAGCCAAGCAACGACUCAUCUACCUGUGCAUCGACAUCUGCUUCCCAAGCAACAUCUGCGUCUCCAUCUGCUUCUACUACCUUCCGGAGUGAGCGGCUCAGGAUCCAGAGCACCCACUCCCCCUCUUU
Molecule: messenger RNA, 717 nt
Organism: Heteronotia binoei (common prickly gecko)
Lineage: Eukaryota; Metazoa; Chordata; Lepidosauria; Squamata; Gekkonidae
Gene: BRICD5
Product: BRICHOS domain containing 5
Exons: 6
Coding region: 1-681 (226 amino acids)
Biological process (GO): regulation of cell population proliferation
Source: RefSeq, a predicted model, not a curated record